This is a messenger RNA of Diaporthe batatas, 831 nucleotides long. RefSeq names its product rRNA-processing protein UTP11. Gene Ontology annotation, cellular component: small-subunit processome; nucleolus. Gene Ontology annotation, biological process: rRNA processing. NCBI's taxonomy places the organism in Eukaryota, Fungi, Ascomycota, Sordariomycetes, Diaporthales, Diaporthaceae. The transcript is spliced from 2 exons. Bases 1 to 831 code for a protein of 276 amino acids. The record is from RefSeq and is a predicted model, not a curated record.
AUGUCGUCCAUGCGGAACUCGAUACAGCGGCGCUCGCACCGCGAGAGAGGCCAGCUCAGAGGCCGUGAGAAACUCGGCCUCCUCGAGAAGCACAAGGAUUACUCCCUACGUGCAAAAGACCACAAAAAGAAACAGACCGUCCUCAAGAGCCUCAAACAAAAAGCUGCCGAGCGAAACGAAGAUGAAUUCUACUUUGGCAUGGUGUCCCGGGGCAAGUUCUCCUCAGGGAAGCUGUCAGCAGGCAAGAAGUGGGACGGCACCAUAGCCGGCGACAGAGGGAACAAGGCCAUGGACAUGGACACGGUCAGACUUCUUAAGACCCAAGACAUUGGCUACCUGCGCACCGUGCGCAAUGUCGUCGCCAAGGAGGUCAGAGAACUCGAGCAAAAGGCUGUCAUCGCCGGGACCUUUGCGGGCGUGCAUGCCGGGGACGAUGACGAGGACGAUGGCGAGGACGACUUUGACAGCGACGACGAUGUCGCACCCAGAAAGGCACAGCCACAAUCAAAACCAAAAAAGAUUGUGUUUGCUGAGACAGAAGAGGAACUCGAGGAAAAGUUGCCCGAGCAGGACAGCGACGACGACGACGUGGAUAUGGACGAUGACGACCUGGAGGGCCCCGACAGCGAGAAGGACCGCGAGGCAAGAAAGAGAGCACAGAACGCAGAGCGGUUACGCACGAAGCUGCGGAACGCGAGGAAGAAACUCAAGGCUCUCACGGACGCGGAGAAUGCGCUCGAGCUGCAGCGGGCGCGGAUGGCCAAGACGGCCACGGUGGCAAGCGUCACGAAGAGGGGCCAGAAGAUCAAGAUUCGGGAACGCAAGAGGUAG